AUGGACGGCGAAAAUGAAAUGUUUAUGGACGGUAAAAAUGAUGGUGAAUAUGGCGCAGAAAUUUCACUGAUUUGCUCUCAUACGAAGGAAAGUUACUCAAAGGAUACAACGGGCAGUCAAAAUACGGAUACGGCGCAACAUGAACUGAGUUUGGAUGGACAAAAUACGGUCGAAGGCACUGAAGAAAAGGAAAUUGGUACGAGAAAAAGAACCAUGACUGAUAAAGGUAAACAAUGUGAAUUAGAUAAGCUUAAGGAAGCUCGAAUAUCAGCAUUACGACAAGUAACAAGAGAGAUAAACAAGCUCAAACCAUUACUUCAGGAUUUUAAUAAUUUUGAAUUUGUGUCGAAUGAAAUAGAAUACUUGAACGGGUUAGUUUCUAAAUUGCAUGAUGCUCAUGAUGCAUAUUUAAAUCACUUGGGCGACACCGAUGAAACCAGGGUUGCUGUUGAGUGGUUUGAGAUUCGUGAUGGUGAUAUAUUUAGGUUUAAAAGGUUCUUGUGCGAAUAUAUGUCACAAGCUAAGUGUCUGAAGCAUGAACUUAAUUCUACCACUACUAAAGGAUCAUCUCGCUCAUCAAAGGGUUCUAAAUGCUCUAAGAACUCUAGUUCUUCAACAGUGUCGUACAAAAUCACGGUUAAUUGA
This is a messenger RNA of Paramuricea clavata, 645 nucleotides long. The record is from the annotation of a GenBank genome assembly. NCBI's taxonomy places the organism in Eukaryota, Metazoa, Cnidaria, Anthozoa, Malacalcyonacea, Plexauridae.